Molecule: messenger RNA, 3792 nt
Organism: Symbiodinium pilosum
Lineage: Eukaryota; Dinophyceae; Suessiales; Symbiodiniaceae
Source: the annotation of a GenBank genome assembly
AUGUACGACAAUGAGGCUCGUGGCAACCGGAUAACGGCUGAUCCUGGUGGGGGCCAACCACCGAGCUCCUCUGGACAUGGCGGCAACGGCGGCAAACCCAACGGCUUUAGCAAGAAGGUUUACCUGGCGGACCAGACGGAAGAGAGCCAGGCUGAACCGGAGCAAGAGUCCGCGGAAGGCUCGGGCGGCGACCGCGAGCCAGAGCACGCCGCUGUCGACGACAACGGCGUCGAGGACGAUGGCGACCCGGACCAGGAGGAAGCCGCGGACUUGGCAGAGGUAGCGGAAGUUUUGAGUGUGACAGCCAAAAAGCUCUCCGCCGAAAUUUUGCCGGAGGGUGACCCCGAGUGCAAGGUGUCGGGGAAAGGUGCUGCCAAGAAGCCACCGCAUCAAACACACCUGGUGCACCACGCUGAACAUGGCUCCAUCGAGGUCGUUGACGACUCCUCCUACGGCACGAUGUUCAGCGUCAACGUGGUCUUCGACGUGCGGCGCGCCACCGAUGGCGACGUGAGCUUCCCCGGCCUGAUGAUCCUGGACACGGCUUGCCAACGGACAUGUUGCGGCGCGGCCUGGGCGUUUUCACAUACUUCCAUUCUUCGUGCUCAGGACCUGCUCGUGUACAGAGCCCCUUGCGCAGAUGCUUUUCAGUUUGGCAGCGGCGACCCGGUGAAAGCCAAGCACCGCUUGUACAUGCCAGCUGGCAUAGGCGAAGCUGACCUUGUGAUUGGAGCAGGAGUGACAGUGCCUGUGCUUCGACAGAACGGACAUCUGACUAUACCAGUGGUCGAGUUUAGCAAGCACGUUCCCUCUGACAGCACUAGAUGGAAGCAGCUUCAAGAUGCAGUUGAUUGGGACAACCCUCCUCUGGAGCUCGUGUUUCUGGCCCAAGCCGUGGCUCACACAUCGUCCUCCCCGACUCCAGCACUUCGCUGCCUUCAGCUCCUCAAGCGCAACGUGUUCAUCCAGAUGGCCCAUGCGGUGAACCUGACGCCCGAGAUCUACCUCGACCCGACUAUGUCCGGUCUGUGGGUCGAACGCCUGGACAACAAGUUCGGGGCAUCGCUGCUCAAUUCGCAAUCGCCCUUGCCAUCCUCAUCCAAUACUGUGCACAACACCCAAGGCGUCACCGGCGACACCAACCAGGACUUCGACAACUCCGGCACGCAGGCGGCGCGCAACCCGCUCAAUGCUGAGUGGUUCGGAGAUGUCGGACUCGACACCGUGGAAUUUGCUGCGCAACCCUCCUCCGGAGACGGAAUACGAUUGGGCCGACUGUCGACCUCCAGCAGACCACCGCCUGCCGUGGACAUCAUGGAGUUGUUUGCCGGUGAGGCCGGCGUCACUUCAAAGGCGUCCCGUUAUGGACUUAGCGCUUCGGAGCCCGUCGAUCAGGUCUUUGGAUGGCGCCUCGAGGAUCCGCAGACCCAGGACUAUAACGAUAUGGAGAUGCGACGUCUCAUUCGCAAGCUGCUGGACCGUGCCUUCGUCCUUGAGAAUCCGCGGCGCUCACGCGCCUACGGCGGCACCACGGUCGAUGGCGAGCCGAUCAUCAAGCCCUUUAAGUUCCUCACCAACAUACCAGGCGCUGCCGCCACGCUCAACAAGCGCCUCUCGGAGACCGAGCGGAUGUGCACAGUGCCAGUGCAGGGCAGGAACACGAGGCCAUCCCAGGUCUACCCUCCGAAGUUGGUCGAUGCCCUUCUCCACCUCUACCAUGAUUACGUCAGAUACCAGGCCCCCCUUCCUUUCUACGUGGAUGUGGACAGCGAUGUGGGCAAGAACAUCGGCGACCUCCUCAGGAUGAACUUGGUUCGAGCUGGUUCGACUGGCGUGUCAUCAAGGAAAUCCUUCGACGCACUUAUUUCGGCCAUUCGCAAGCUCAAGUGUGCAACUUGCGACCGCCUCAAAUCACCACAGGCACCACCACCUUCCGCUGCACCCUCCACAGUGACCCAGUUCGGUGACCGGGUCGAGCUCGACAUCUUCUAUGUCAGGAAGUUGGACGGCGAGAGGUGCUCGGUGGACGUUGCAACACGCUUUCAUCAAGCUGCUGUCCUUUCUGGCCGCACCCCAGAGAUCGCCUAUGAGGCCUUCGAACGAGUUUGGCUUCGCCCUUACGGACUUCCAACCUUGGUGGCGGCAGACCCGGAUGGAUGCUUUCAAGGCGACUUCCAGCACUGCUUGGAGUCACAUAUCGCCCCAUCGCUCCAUGCCGUGAACAAUGUGGUGCUCAGCAGGGGCAUUGUCUGUCUCCCCAACGACCGAUCCGGCGGCAACGUGCGCUCGGAGGUGGUCAAGGCGAUAGCAGACCUGAACGUGCAGCCCAUGCUGCUUUUGGAGGUGGAGGCGCCGAGGUCUGGAAUGACUACGGCUUUGGUGGCGACUGAACAACUUCGUUCUGCCGUUGGCUUCGAACAGGAGCAGGACACCACGGAGAAGAACUUCCUGGACUACCAGAACUUCCACAAAGGCCAACUUCAACCACCAACUCUGGAGCAAGCAGUCGACCUCGCUCAGGACGUGGACGCCGCGCCAGCUGGCGAACUACCUGAAGACCUCCGCGACUACGCUCCUUCACCUGCUCUUGACCUGCCCGAAACUCCGGCCGCUUUAGUCGGAGUUACUGCUCCUAGCCUCCUGCCGGCCAAGCGUACCUUUGACUCCUUGCGCACCACGCUCUACGAGGAAGUCGGACUUCUUCGCCGGCGAAGCUGGCGUCUUCGCGACGACGUGCUGACCACGGACAAGCCUGCCCAGGAAGUCGACACCUCGGCUUACAAGGAGGCGGUGGAGAAGGAGCACUCUUCGUGGAUGGAGUGGCGUUCCGUAAGGGCACUGAGCCACGAGGAGGCAAGCACUGUCUUGAAGGGCAAGAUCCUCGCCAAGCGCGUGCUGAGGACGCACAGUUGCUUUCGAGACAAAGCAAAAGGACUUGGGCCUUUGAGAGCCAAGUGCAGAGUGGUGGCACUGGGACACUGUGAUCCCAACCUUUGCAGGCUCAACCGAGAGUGCCCGACUCCGAACCGGACUAGUGAACAUGUGCUGUUCCUUGUCCUGACGGCGGGAAGCAACCGCGAGUUCAGCAACACCAAAAAGAAGUGGUUCGGUUGGACGGGCGAUGCUGCCACGGCUUUCUUGCAGGGGGAGCAGCCUGCCAACGAGAGGACUCUCCCGCUUUACAUCAAGCCGCCAGACGAUGGAGUGACUCGCUCCACGGGCUGCUGGAAAGCACCCUUGUGCUUGGUCCUCACGAACAUCUAUGGGCUCGCCAACGCUCCGCGCCUUUGGGCAAACACCGUGGCCGAGUUCAUCGACGGCCUGUCUGUCGGCAAGAUUCCACGUGGUGCCGACCUGGACGCGACCCUGUCUCCUGAGCAGAGGGCCGAGUUUCGUAGCGACUCUGGCAAUCUCUGGAUGCCUGAGCUUUCCGCCGCCAACAGCCUUGCCAACAAGGGCGAUAAGACGACACUGGGUGACCUCAAGUCCCUCUAUCAGGCCCUCGAGUUCGCCCGCUCCACAAAGAACGACGACGGCAUCGUUGUCGAGGACUUGGCCUUGAACCGCGGCGGCAUCAUCAUGACUUACAGCGACGCCUCCUGGGCUAAUGCUGAACAGUGCCGCUCGCAGCUUGGAGUUUUGGUUCUGCUUACUUCGCCGACAGUGCUCCAGCGGACCGCGCCGGCAGCUGUCCUUGACUGGCGCUCAGGGCGUUCGACUGGGGUUUGCCGCUCCACCCUGGCGGCGGAGGCGAGCGCAGCUGAUAGGGCUGCGACCGAGGCUGCUACCUGA